AUGCAAGAUUGCGGUGUGGAGACCGCAGAAAGUGUCGAACCUUCUGAUGGCGUACAGGGGGCAUUCCCCUUGUGGAAAGACCCAGCUCUGUGCCCCGACGAGCAGGUGGUCCAAGAGCCAACUCCCAGCCCUUCUACGGUCGGACGCUGCAAGCAGCAACAGCUAGCUUCCUUGCCCAUGGCCAUGUUCGAGCACGAGAACAUGGAUUCCAUCGACAUUUCGUCUGGUGAGGAGAACGACGAGAAGAUCAGCGCCUCUGGAGAAUGGUUUUCCGGCUCCUUCGUGGGUGCGAGGCAUCGCCUGGUGGCGGAG
Messenger RNA from Symbiodinium pilosum, 312 nucleotides. Lineage: Eukaryota; Dinophyceae; Suessiales; Symbiodiniaceae. The record is from the annotation of a GenBank genome assembly.